Thecamonas trahens ATCC 50062 is the source of this 2058-nucleotide messenger RNA. RefSeq lists its product as uncharacterized. The record is from RefSeq and is a predicted model, not a curated record. Lineage: Eukaryota; Apusomonadida; Apusomonadidae. The annotation marks the transcript as partial. The transcript has a single exon.
GAUGAGCAACCAGUCGCAGCCGUGGCGGCAGCGUGCGCAGGGGAUCCUCCCGGGCGGAGGACAGAACGAGAGCGGGUACGAGAGCGAGCUGCGUGCCUACGAGGCUGGGAAGGCCAACUCGAUGAGCCACGAGAUUGGUCGCCAUCGCCGGGCCGUUGCUGCCAUCCGCCCUGCAGGCACUGCUCCCCGUGCCGACAGCAACUUUGAUACUCGCCUCUCCAACCCAUCGGCUGCCCGUUCUUCCCGCCGCUCGCGCCCGGACCACCCCGCCAAUCGCUCGUCUAUCAACGAGCACAUCAUGCCCGAGUCGGUGCCCGAGUCCGAUGCCACCCGCGCACGCGCCACCGCAACCUCACUCUCUUCAGAUCCCACGCGCCUCAAUACUGUCUCGGCUUCAUCUGGCUCGACUCCCGGCCGCUCGCCGUACACGCCUUCAGGCGCUGUCACGGAUCGCUCACACUACUCGGGCGGCGGCGGUGCGGCUCAGCGGACGUCCGACGACUCGCCCUUUGGCCGCCCGUCUAUGCGCGGUCGCCUGACCCAGGAGUACGAGGCCCGCCGCCGGGCCAUUGCUGACCGCCGUGUCCGCGCCUCGAACCCGUCGUCCAUCGGCCUCACCGCAAACUCGUCGCGUGCCUCGUUCAACAUCAUCUCCAACGUCCCGGCCGGCGCCCACGAGCUUCCGCGUGACGAGCCGCACGCGUCCGAGCGUGCUACGUCGAACCACUCGCGCUACAGCUACGACAUCCUCAGCGGGCGCGACCGGUCGACCGACCCGAACGCGCCGCUCGAUCCGCGCGUCCGCCGCGCCGAGCUCGAGCACGGCCGCGAGAACAAGGUCACGCCCAACUCGCGCCGCCGCAUCGCCGAGCCGCGCGCCGAGCGAACGUCAGGCAACAUCCUCGCCUAUGACGGUGGCUCACCCGACGAGCGCGCAACCGCCGCCCGCGAGCACGCCCGUCUCGCCGCCCGCCAGCGGGUCGUCGGCUCGCACCACCACCGCUCGUCCUCGGACGGCUACGCCUACAACAUCAUCGCCCAGUCGUCCGACCUCGACCACGUCGACCGCAAGACCUACGUUUAUGGUGACGGCGGCGGCCGCCUCCACGCCAAGAGCCAGAUGCACAGUGGCUCGUCCACCGCUCGCGCUCGUGUCGACCACCUCGACGAGCUCUACCACAACCGUGAGCCGCUGUACCCGGACCGCCCGCGCGGCAAGCGCCGCGUCGGCACUGGCCACGGGAACGGCGAGCAGGUCAAGAAUGCCCUCACCACAGACUCGCGGCGAACAGACGCCCCGCCCGACGACCCGCUCAUCGCCGCAGACACCGGCCGCACCAUGCACCAUAAGCCAGCUCACACGCUCCGCCACAACCGCGACGUCGACCACAUGUGGUACACCCGCCCGGACCCGUCGCCGCCGGCUCGCCGCCACAAGAUCAUGCCCGACAACGCACCCAACGUCGACUCGGUCUCCAAGGACCUGCCCUGGCUCACAGGCGCCGAGCGCCGCGCAUACGACGCCCAGCGCCGCCGCGACGAGUCCGCCGCAGGCUCGCCGCGCCGCCGCGGACGCAAGCUCGUUGCAGAGCCCGACCACAUGUACGCCGUCCUCCACGGCGAGCGCAACCCGCGCCGCCAUGACCCUGCAACUGGCAGCUACGAGCCACACCCGCCGCCCCGCGCAGGCUACGACGACGCCUCGUCACCGCGACGCCCUGCCCGCCGCCCCGCAGACACCCUCGACUCGAUCGGCUCCGUCCUCGCCGCCCCGCCACCCGGUCCGCCCUCCUCCUACGAGGAGCGCUUCCGCCAGACCCGCGAGCAGGAGGAGUCCGCCGCUCGCACCCGACGCGACCGCUCCAAGGCGUCGGGCGCGCCCCCCUGGGCUGCUCCCGGCGGCAAAAACUCGCCGCGCCGUCGCUGGUAGCGCCAUCGCCAUCGCCGGUAACACAACAAGCCACAUCUUGUCACUCGUCACGCCGACGAUGCCGACGACGACGACGAGAACGGGUCGUCCUCGUCGUCGGCCGACGAGAUUGACGCAGAGUACACCCC